Molecule: messenger RNA, 3044 nt
Organism: Contarinia nasturtii (swede midge)
Lineage: Eukaryota; Metazoa; Arthropoda; Insecta; Diptera; Cecidomyiidae
Product: fatty acid synthase-like
Exons: 14
Biological process (GO): fatty acid biosynthetic process
Molecular function (GO): 3-oxoacyl-[acyl-carrier-protein] synthase activity; fatty acid synthase activity
Source: RefSeq, a predicted model, not a curated record
GUGUUUGGAUUAAAACGUGGUUCCGAAGUGUAGAAUAAGUAUUAAACGUAGUAAUUUUGGUGGAAAAAAAAUAGUGUUGGUAUCUUUUUUAAAGGUGUUUUUGACCGAUAAAUUGUUUUGUAUUAUUUGAAAAUUGUCAUUUAAAUAGUAGAAGGAAUUGUAACAAUAAUAAUAAUAUUCCUGCGAAGAAAAAAACGAAGUAGAAAAAAGCAUUCGGAGUGGAAAAGUAGUUGAAAAGUUUUCUAAAAAAAAAAAUUGCCAUCUGACAAUAAAACUAAGGCAAAAUGAAACGAGGUGCGAAAACAGUGAAUAAUCGUGUGUAUGCAGCCACACCGGGUGAUGAAAUUGUUAUAAGUGGAAUAAGUGGGAAAUUUCCGAGUGCAAAGAAUGUUGGAGAAUUCGCAGCCAAUCUAUAUCAAAAGGUGGAUAUGGUGACUGAAUCAGAAAAACGUUGGCCAAACUAUCAUGAAGAAAUACCAGCUCGAAUGGGUGUAAUUGAUAAUAUUGAAAAAUUCGAUGCUACUUUCUUCGGUGUACCAUACAAGCAAACAAACAGCAUGGACCCACAAUGCAGAUUGUUAAUCGAGACCGCAUAUGAAGCAAUUUUAGAUUCGGGCAUUUGUCCUAAAUCGGUGCGUGGAUCGAAAACUGGCGUUUUUAUUGGGGCAUGUUUUGGUGAAUCUGAAAAGGCAUUUUUCUAUGAUCCAAAUCAUAUUACACCCUCGGGCCUGGGCAUUACAGGGUGUAGCCGUGCGAUGCUUGCAAAUCGUGUCUCAUACUGUUUGGGAUUGACAGGCCCAUCAUUUAUGCUCGAUACGGCAUGUUCAAGUUCAAUGUACGCUUUAGAUGCAGCCUUUUCUGCUAUACGAAAUGGUGAAUGUGAUGCUGCUAUAGUUGGUGGAUCAAAUCUUUGUUUGCAUCCUUAUACAACACUUCAAUUUGCAAGAUUGGGUGUCAUUGCAAAAGAUGGAUAUUGCCGCCCAUUUGAUCAUAAAGCUUCUGGUUAUACUCGUUCAGAGGCAAUUUGUGUAAUGUAUUUGCAGCGAGCAAAAGAAGCAAAACGUAUUUAUGCCAAUGUGGUUUACUCAAAAGCAAAUUGUGAUGGAUACAAAAUUGAAGGUAUUACGUAUCCAUCGGGAGAAGUGCAACAGGCAUUACUAGCCGAAUUUUAUGAUGACCUUCAAAUGGAUCCAACCACAAUUUCAUAUGUAGAAGCGCACUCGACGGGUACAUUUGUGGGCGAUCCUCAAGAGUGCCAGGCAUUGGACAAUAUAUUUUGUCGUAAUCGUAGUGAACCUUUGCUAGUCGGUUCGGUUAAAUCAAAUAUCGGACAUUCUGAAUCGAGUUCUGGGGCUUGUUCGAUUGCUAAAGCUGUUUUGACAUUCGAGAAUGGAAAAGUUCCACCGAAUAUUAAUUUCGAAAAGGUGCGAACAUCGAUUGAAGCAUUGAAUCAAAAACGAAUGAUCGUUUGUAACGAAACGACACCUUUCGUUGGAGAUCACAUCGCAAUAAAUUCAUUUGGAUUCGGAGGUGCAAAUGCUCAUGCGUUGUUGGCAAAGAAUCCAAAAACUAAAAUCAAUGGAGGAUCACCCAACGAUAAUAUACCACGAUUAGUUAAUUGGGCUGGGCGUACCGAAGAUGCUGUAAAUACAAUGUUAAAUGCAUUGGAAUCUCAACCACUUGAUGCCGAAUUUAUCGGUCUUUUGCAUAACGUCCAAUCAGAAGAGGUACAAGGUUAUCUGCAUCGCGGAUACACAAUUCUCAGUAAAAGCAAUUCACCGCCGCCGACAAGUGUCGGUAAUGCAUUGAGUUUGGCGCGUGCAACAAAACGUGCAGAUGGCAAUAAAUUGGCGGUGGUUUGGAUGUUCAGUGGAAUGGGCUCUCAAUGGGCCACUAUGGGCAAAUCUUUAAUGAUUUUUCCGCAAUUCCGUGAAACUAUUGAACUUUGCCACAAAGUUCUCGAGCCGUUUGGUGUUGAUUUAUUAUCAGUGAUUUGUUCAGAUGAUCCACAAACAUUCAAUCACAUUGUAAAUGCUUUCAUCGGAAUCUCAUGCAUUCAAAUUGGUCUCGUAAACAUACUUCGAUUGCUAGACGUUCCAAUGGAUUAUUGCAUCGGACAUUCAGUUGGUGAAUUGGGCGUAGCCUAUGCAGAUGGAACACUAACAGCUGAACAAACGAUGCUUUGUUCGUAUGCACGUGGGGUAGUUAGCUUCGAAACAAAAGUGGCAGAAGGAUCAAUGGCCGCUGUUGGUCUUGGCUAUGAGAAAAUCGUAAACAUGCUACCGUCAAGCAUUGAAGCGGCAUGUCAUAAUUCAAACAUAUCAACAACAAUAUCAGGACCGAAAAUAGAUGUUGCCCAAUUCGUUGAUGAACUGAAAUCAAACGGAGUUUUUGCAAAAGAAGUUCAAUGCUCAAACAUUCCAUACCAUUCAAAAUACAUCAGUGAAAUGGGACCGAAAUUGUUGAAUAAACUAAAAGGAAUCAUUCCAGCGCCACUGACUCGAUCAGCAAAAUGGCUCAGUACAAGUGUUCCCGAAUCCGAAUGGCACGUGCCCGAAAAUAAUUUAAGUUCGGCAGAAUAUCACACAAACAAUCUACUCAAGCCCGUUUUAUUCGAAGAGACCGCUCGAUUGUUGCCAUCGCAAGCGAUUAUCAUUGAAAUUGCUCCACACGGUUUACUGCAAGCCAUUGUUAAAAAAUCCAUGCCAGACGCUAUUCACAUUCCGCUCACACAACGUGGUCAUGCAAACAAUUCCGUUUUCUUUUUGUCUGCUUUGGGAAAAAUGUUUUUGAAUGGUCUUACUCUACCGAUUGAACGGCUCUAUCCGAAGAUUGAGUUUCCGGUUUCACGAGGAACACCAAUGAUUUCGCCAUUGAUCAAAUGGGACCAUACAGAAGAUUAUUUUGUGAUGAAAUUUUCCAUUCAAAAAGGCGGACACAGUGGUGAACGGAAAGUGUCUCUUUCAUUAGAUGAGGAUGCUUACAUUUCUGGACAUAUUAUUGAUGGUCGAGUGAUUGUACCUGGUACAUUAUAUUUACAAUUG